Colletotrichum higginsianum IMI 349063 is the source of this 852-nucleotide messenger RNA. RefSeq names its product Tetratricopeptide repeat protein 1. Gene Ontology annotation, molecular function: protein binding. NCBI's taxonomy places the organism in Eukaryota, Fungi, Ascomycota, Sordariomycetes, Glomerellales, Glomerellaceae. The transcript is spliced from 3 exons. The record is from RefSeq and is a predicted model, not a curated record. Bases 1 to 852 code for a protein of 283 amino acids.
AUGGCGCCCACCGAGGCCGAGAAGGAGCCCCAGGAGAAGGGCAAGAACAAGUCGGUCAAAGAAGACGAAGUCGACGAAGCAGCGGCCCAGGAGAGGUUCUCACCUGAAGAAGAGGCGUCCCUCCUGGCCGAGUCCAACGCAAACAAGACCGAGGCCAACGCCCUCUUCUCCUCGUCAAAGUACGAGCAGGCCAUCACCAAGUACGACGACGCCGUCGCCACCUGCCCUAACUACCUCGACUAUGAGCUCGCCGUCCUGCGCUCCAACAUCUCGGCCUGCCACCUCAAGCUCGAGCAGUGGAAGGACGCCGUCUCGAGCGCCUCUGCUGCCCUCGACGCCCUCGACCGCGUCGACAAGGAGGCGGCGCUCGAGCAGGACCGCCGCGACAGGGAGAAGGCCGCCGACGAGGACGUCGAGGACGAGAUCGUCAGCUCUGGCGCGGCCGCGGCCGCGCCCGCCCCGCCUCCCGAGGACGACCCAGAGGAGACCGCGCGCCGCGCGCGUGGGGAGGACGUCCUGCGGAUCCGCGCCAAGGCCCUCAUGCGCAGGGCGCGCGCGCGGAGCGAGCAGGGCGGCUGGCAGAACCUCGCCGGCGCCGAGGAGGACUACAAGACGCUGUCUCUGAUGAAGAACCUCGCGCCCGCCGACCGCCGGAUCGUGCAGGCCCAGCUGCGCGCGCUGCCGCCCCGGACCAAGGCCGCGCAGGAGGCUGAGACGGCCGAGAUGUGGGGGAAGCUGAAAGACCUGGGCAACGGCAUCCUCAAGCCCUUUGGUCUGAGCACGGACAACUUCCAGAUGGUCAAGGACGAGAAGACGGGGGGCUACUCGAUGAACUUCAACCAGGGGCAAUGA